This is a messenger RNA of Anopheles coustani, 3060 nucleotides long. RefSeq names its product toll-like receptor 6. The transcript has 4 exons. Lineage: Eukaryota; Metazoa; Arthropoda; Insecta; Diptera; Culicidae. The annotation marks the transcript as partial. Gene Ontology annotation, molecular function: protein binding. The record is from RefSeq and is a predicted model, not a curated record.
AUGGGCUUUGCAAGAGCAAGCACACUGAUAGCUGUUCUACUGUUCUUUUACGUUACGAUAAGUUUUGCAAAACCUUUGUACGAGUGUUCUGGUAAUGACUGCCGCUUUGAGCUAAAACGAGAAGAAGUCAUCACGCAUGGAAAAUCUACAACAUUUUUACUGACUGCGGAAGAUGGGCCAAUCAGUGUGGAGUUUUAUGAAUCGAGUUUGCCUACAAUUCCGACGUCACUUUUCGAUGGUGAAAAUGGGAACAGAAUAAACGAAUUGAGCGCAUCUGGAGCGGGUGUGUUAGCCAUACAUCCAGAUACAUUUGCCCAGGCGCAUGCGUUGCAAACGCUCAUCUUGGAUGACAACCUCAUCAAGGAACUGGACCGUAAUUCGUUUGUCAAUGCAAAAAACUUGACAACUAUCCAAAUUCGGAGCAAUCAGAUCGCCACUAUCGGCGAGUUCACCUUCCAAGGAUUGUCGAGGUUGGAAGAUAUUGAUUUGGAUAAAAACAACAUACGAAAACUUCCCCCCAAGCUUUUUGCUGGCCUAAGAAAUCUGCAACGGAUAUCUUUAAUUGAAAACCGCAUCAGGGAACUGGAGGAUCAUCUGUUCGACGAUCUGCUUUCGUUGGAGGUGCUGUACCUGGAUAAAAACGAUAUCGAAAAUCUCAACAGCAAUGUCUUCGUUGGUACGCCGCAGCUUAGAACGCUCGAUUUGCAAGGCAAUCGGAUCGCCUCGAUCGACCCAGACGUUUUCAAGCCAUUGGUAAAGUUGGAUUAUAUGAAUUUGAACUCGAACAAUCUGAAGACUCUCUCACCGGCAACAUUCUCAUCGCUCAGUCUGCUCGCUUAUCUAGACUUGGGAAAUAAUUUGUUGCAAGAACUGCCUAACGAAUUGUUUCGUGAUACCGUUAACCUAUACAGAAGGUUGAUCCUGAGCAAUAACUCAAUUAGACAUCUUGAUCCUGACACUUUCAACACAUUGAGAAGCUUACAAACAUUGGAGUUGCAGUACAACCGGUUACAAACUCUAGAUGAAGCAUUGUUUAACAGCCUGACCGAGUUGGAUAGCCUGCAGUUAGAAAACAACGAUCUACGUCACAUCAAACCCGGCACAUUUGAUCAUUUAACGAAGUUGAAAACACUGAGCCUAGCAAAUAACGGCAUAUCGUCCAUAGAUGAUGGCACGUUCCGGAAACUUGAAUCCGUUGCCGUACUUGAGCUGAACAACAAUCAUAUCAAAGCUUUAACAAACCGUUCUCUGGAAGGAUUGAAACAACUGUGGUUACUCGAUUUGGAUGGUAAUGACAUCAGGACGAUCGAUGAGGGUGUUUUGUGCGCGCAUGAACAAUUAGAGACUGUAUCACUCGUGGGAAACAAGCUUAGUCGUGUGCCUCCCGAAGCAUUGAACUGUUUAAAAAAAUUGGGAAACCUCAACCUCAGCGGGAAUCGUCUGCAAAACAUUUCGUUGUCGCUCGAAAGCCUAACCAAGCUCGACCUGUCCAACAAUCGGUUCCACAACCUAUCGGAUGAUUUUUUUCUGGGAGUGACGAAUCUUGGAGAGCUGAAUAUGGAUAGUAAUCAUCUGGAGGCCAUCCCGAAAGGAAUAACGAAACUGUCGUCACUGGAAACAUUGUCGCUGAAAAACAACAACAUCAAUUCAACCUCUGUUGAUAACGAAUGGCGAGCUUUGUCUCGACUUUACCUGUCAAAUAACGUGAUUGAACACAUUUCCGUAGCACAACAUCCACUCUUGAUAGAAUUAGACCUCGACAAGAACCGGAUUGCGAACAUUCCGGAGGGCCUGAGCAGUCUCGGUAACGAUUCUAUUGCAUUCCUAUCCACGCUGGAAACUCUGGAUCUGUCUGGAAACGCAAUUUCCCAAGUGGGACGCAAUAAUUUGAAUGGCAUUAGUGAGCUGAGAAAAUUCUAUAUAAAUGACAAUUUGGGAGUGAGCAUUGAAGAUUUGAGCGGUUUAAAUAAGUUCAAUCAACUGGAAGAAAUUUCCAUUUCGGCGGAUAGCUGGGUUGUUCCCAAUCAUUUUCUGAGCAAUAAAACAACGCUCAAGAAGCUGUACAUGCGAGGUUCCCGAUUUUCCAGCUUGCCUGUAGAUUUCUUCCAAGCCUGUUAUGCCUCAUUAGAAGUUUUAACGAUUUCAAGCAACAACGACCUGUCGACGCUUCCCACAUAUUUCUUCAAAGAUGUCCCAUGGCUCCAGGAGCUGACGCUAUCAAACAACAACUUGACCACGUUGGAGCCGAGAGUAUUUGAUCCUGUGUUUAACCUUAACUACUUAGAUCUUUCCAGCAAUCCGUUGAAAACGUUGGACAAAGAUUUGUUCCAGGAAACCAGCAGACUCGCAACUCUGAAGCUACAAAAUAUAAAGGUUACUAACCUUUCUAUUGGCAUUUUUGAUAGUCUUGACCAACUGAUCACCCUGGAUCUGAGCAAUAAUCAACUAUCCACAUUGCCAAAUGGAAUCUUCCAUAAUCUGUUCUCUCUAGAAAGCCUUUCCUUGGAGAACAAUGCUAUCGAACAGUUGGACCCUGCCGUUUUCGAGGGAGCUUUGCGGCUGAAGAGUAUCUUCCUCGCCCACAACAAGUUAAGCACUCUACACCCUCGCCUCUUCAGCAACUUGUUGCGAAUUGACACACUUAAUCUGGGUUACAACAAGUUCGUGAGCUUCGAUCUGACGACCACAGACUUCCAGGACACACUGAAAAACCUCAACAUAGAUGGGAAUGGCCUUACAUCGCUGAAAAUCUCACCAACCCUUGAGAUUUUAUCAGCAGCUGACAACCAACUGUCCAGGAUCGAAGUUAAUCAAACGAGCGGCUCAUCCAGCGCUCUCACCCAGCUUUCCGCCCAACGCAAUCGGUUCAACAGCUUUAACAAUUUUGUGCAGUUUAAAUCUCUGGUCGAUCUGGAUGUCUCCUUCAACGACUUUAGCGAGCUGGACAUUGGAACUAUCUCUACGAAGCUGCAGGAUCUUCGCAAGCUGAACGUAUCGAACAGUCACUCGCUGCGGGCGCGCCGCCGUUUCCAAAUCAUUUCUUCGGCUAAACUCAUUGUU